UUAGAAGUGGCCCGCGAAUGGCUGCCUAUGCAUUGGGGCCCAAAUCUGUCGAUUUCGACAAGGUAUGGGGUAAUUUACAGCCAUCCGUGAUUGAGAUAAUGAAUCUUCACCCCAUGACGAAGAAGGACUGGGACGAUAAGUUUCAUGAUGUUUACGAUAUCUGCGUUGCCAUACCUGAACCGCUUAGUAGUCGAUUGUAUACAUCAAUGAAGAAGUGCAUAGAAAUGCAUGUAACAAGUCUUUAUGAGAAAGUUGCCAAUGUUCCUUCGGAUGAGUUACUGAACCAGUACUACUCUAUGUGGAAGAUUUACUAUAAAGGAGCUAAUUAUGUUCACAGGCUGUUCGGGUAUCUCAAUAACCAGUUUGUGAAAUCAAAGCGCUCCGUAGAGGGUGAUGCAGUGGCAAGUUAUGCAACGUUUUUGCAGAAACCAGACGUGAAAGAAAUAGGCUGUUUAGCAAUGGAUAUAUGGAAGGAACGCCUCAUAGAGCCAAUAUUGGAUAAGCUAGUCAACUUACUUCUUGCUGCGAUAGGGCAAGACCGCCUUGGAAACGUGCCUCCAAAUAAGGAUGUUAUUGCUGGUGUAAUAUCGUCGUUCCUGCAGAUCGAAGAGUUCGAGUACUCUCCAAGUGAACCAGUUGCUCUUGGAGUGAAAAUCAACUAUAGAGAACCUCCAAGAGAGUUUUAUCAGGAAGCUUUCGAAUCAAGAUUUCUUGCCUCGACGGAGGAGUAUUACUCAGGUCUAGCACAAAAAUUACUAGCUGACAUGACUUGCAGCAAAUACAUGGAAGCUGUUAUUCGUUUAUGCCAAGAUGUAAUGAUUAAUGCUCAUAAGGACAAGUUGCAUGCUGUAUGUCAUGAGCUGAUUACAAACGAGGAAAGGAAAGAUCUGCGCAACAUGUAUAGGCUCCUGAAACCGAUUCCAUCUGGAUUGCUGGUAAUGGCAAAAGAAUUCGAAGAUUACGUUCGCAAGAAGGGUCUCGAUCUAAUAUCUACUAUUUCGGGAGACAAUGUUCCCCAACAGUUUGUUGACAAUGUUUUGAAGGUGCAUGAGAAAUUCCAUGCAAUGAAGACUGAAGUUUUCAUGGACGACGGUGACUUCGCAGGAGCUCUCGACAAAGCUCUUCAAAGUGUUGUCAAUGUGAAGGAAGGUAGUGGACCACCGCGUGCAAGCGAAAGGCUGGCCAGAUAUACAGACAAUCUGUUGCGAAAAUCAGCGAAAGGAAUGAGUGAGCUAGAAGUGGAUCAACAAUUGAGCAAAGCUAUAGUGAUAUUCCGAUAUAUCGAAGAUAAGGACGUGUUUCAAAAGUACUAUUCUAAAAUGUUAGCCUCGCGUUUGAUAAUGGGAUUUUCUGUUGCGAUGGAUGCUGAAGAGGCAAUGAUUAACAAACUCAAGCAAGCAUGUGGCUACGAGUUCACUAGCAAGCUAUCUCGAAUGUUUACGGAUAUUGGUUUGAGUAACGAAUUAGCGGACAAAUUUAACAAGCACCUUGAUAAAACUCAUACUUCCGUUCAUGUGUCCAUGCAACCCCUAGUAUUACAAGCUGGUUCUUGGCCCUUAUCUGCUCCGCAAGCGGGCUCUGCUAAUGGUAAUUCCGAAACGGCUUCAUUCAUUCUGCCACCAAUUUUGCAGCCAUCUGUGGAGGCGUUUGAGGAAUAUUACAUUGGAGCUCAUAAUGGGCGAAAACUCACAUGGUUAUUCAAUAUGUCCCAUGGUGAGUUGCGGCUGACUUAUCUGGACAAGCCGUAUCUAAUAUCUAUGAGCGUCCAUCAAAUGUCUGUGCUUUUAUGCUUCCAAACUAAAGACUCCGUUAAGCUUUCCGUGAUCUCUCUUGCGACUGGCAUUACCGGUGACGCGCUGCUAAGGAAUGUUCGUUCUAUCGUUGACGCUAAUAUACUUACUGCUUCUACUAAAGAACUGACUGACUCCUCAGAAUUAGUCCUCAAUAAAUCGCUGACCUGCAAACGGCUUCGAUUCCGCCUCGCUACUCCUCAAGUGGUGAAAAACGCGGAAAAGGAAGCUGAGUCCGUCAGCAAUACAGUAAGUGGAGUGCCUAUGGGCAAGUCUUUGUCAUAUGUCUCUCAAAAAAUUUUUGUCAUAAGUUUCUCAAAACUUUUUCUCAAGGUUACACACGACCGCAAAUACUAUAUGGAAUGCGCUAUAGUACGUAUUAUGAAGACCCGUAAGGUUCUCAAACACAAUGCUCUGAUUAGUGAGGUCGUGGAGCAGACGAGAAGCAGGUUCACUCCUGAUGUAGCUUUUAUCAAGAAAAGCAUUGAAGAUUUAAUUGAAAAAUUGUACAUUCAACGGACAGAUCAGAAUGACGAAUAUCAGUACCUCGCAUGA
Molecule: messenger RNA, 2345 nt
Organism: Haemonchus placei
Lineage: Eukaryota; Metazoa; Nematoda; Chromadorea; Rhabditida; Trichostrongylidae
Source: the annotation of a GenBank genome assembly